AUGUCUUAUGAUUGCGUUCAGAAUGAUCGAGAAAUUGAAGAUAAGUUCUCAAAUCUUCGUGUAGCUGAUGGCCCAGUUUCUGAACCAAGUGAGCUAGAGCGAAAGUACGUGCCUCCGCAUCUACGUGGCGGGUAUGAUUACAAUGGUGGGUUUGAAAACGAUAAACCCCGCUAUGGUGGUGGGAGCCGUGGAGCCUAUGGUGGUGGUCGGGGAGGUUACGAUAGCAGCUACAGUCGUGGUGGUCGAGGCCGUGGUGGAGUUAGUGGUAGUGGAAGUUAUGCUUACGGCAAUCGCAACGGUGGCGGAUACAAUUAUGAUAGGGGCUUCAGACGACCAGAUUCUGGCUUUGGUGGAUCCUCACGGCGCUCUUAUGAUGAAAGUGGUUCCGUUGAUUGGUCACAACAGUUGCCUCGUAACGAACGCCUUGAAAAAGAACUUUUUCACAAAGUUAACACGGGCAUCAACUUCGAUCUCUACGAUAAUAUUCAAGCCAAAGUCUCUGGUCCCAAUGUUAAUGACUUAGCUCCCAUUCAGUCCUACGACGAACUCGCCCUUACGAAUAUAAUGCGAGAUAAUAUUACCUGCUCUCAGUACUCCCGCCCUACCCCAGUUCAGAAGUACGCCAUUCCCAUAAUCUCUGCCGGACGAGAUCUAAUGGCGUGUGCACAAACGGGCUCCGGAAAAACGGCUGCCUUUUUAGUUCCCAUUUUGAAUACCAUGUUUGAGCAAGGUCCCGGCCAUUCCAUUUCGGCCUGUCUUGAAACGAACAAGCGGAAACAGUUCCCUGUCGGUUUGAUCCUUGCUCCAACAAGAGAACUUGCAUCUCAGAUCUAUGACGAAGCCCGUAAGUUCUCAUACAGAUCCAAAGUCAGGCCAUGCGUCGUUUAUGGUGGGGCCGAUAUGCGAAAACAGCUUCUUGAGUUGUCAUAUGGUUGCAAUCUCUUAGUCGCAACUCCUGGACGUUUGCUGGAUGUGAUAGAGCGCGGCAAAAUCGGCCUCAAUCAUGUUAGGUUUCUUGUAUUGGAUGAGGCCGAUCGAAUGCUUGAUAUGGGUUUCGAGCAACAGAUUCGGCGUAUUGUUGAGCAGGAUCACAUGCCGCCGUGUGGGACUAGACAGACGCUGAUGUUCUCCGCCACCUUCCCCAAGGAGAUCCAAAUCUUAGCCCAAGACUUCCUGAGUAACUACGUCUUCUUGACAGUCGGAAGAGUAGGAAGUACAAGUGAGAAUAUCACACAGACUCUUCUUUGGGUUACCGAAAGCCAGAAGAGAGAUGCUCUCGUCGAUCUUCUUGCAGAUUCAGAUCCCGGGGAUCGUACCCUCAUAUUUGUGGAAACUAAGCGAGGUGCUGACGCUUUGGAAGAAUAUUUGUACCAGGAAAAGUAUUCUGUCGCCAGCAUUCAUGGUGACCGCACUCAGGAAGAUCGUGAAUUGGCGCUUCGGUACUUCCGUUUGGGUGUAACACCGAUACUUGUCGCAACGGCCGUCGCCGCUAGAGGCUUAGAUAUACCCGAUGUUAAACACGUCAUCAAUUACGAUCUUCCGUCAGACAUUGAAGAGUAUAUUCACAGGAUCGGGCGUACUGGAAGAGUCGGAAAUUUGGGGAAAGCGACGUCAUUCUUUAACGACAAGAAUCGUAAUCUGGCAACCGACUUGAUUGAACGACUAGAAGAGGUUAAUCAGUUCGUUCCUCAAUGGUUGAGGUCCAUCGGUGAGGAACCGACUCGUCAUCAACCGUCUAAUCGAGGCAGACGCCGAGGUGGUGGUUUCGGCGGCCGUGACUACCGUCAACAACAUGGCCGUGGUGGUGGAGCGCAGUCCGGUGGAGGUUUUGGCUGUCGCUAUGGCAAUUCGGGUGGAGGAAUGAUGAAUUUCAAUGGUGGAGGCGGCUACUCAAAUUUCAGUGGUAGCGGUGGCGGUCGCUCGAGAAACGAUCGUGUGGACUGGUGGUCUAACGAUUAG
This is a messenger RNA of Echinococcus granulosus, 1959 nucleotides long. Its product is annotated as ATP-dependent RNA helicase DDX3Y. Gene Ontology annotation, molecular function: RNA binding; RNA helicase activity; ATP binding. The record is from RefSeq and is a predicted model, not a curated record. Gene Ontology annotation, cellular component: nucleus. NCBI's taxonomy places the organism in Eukaryota, Metazoa, Platyhelminthes, Cestoda, Cyclophyllidea, Taeniidae. Gene Ontology annotation, biological process: cell differentiation; gamete generation. The coding region runs from base 1 to 1959 and encodes 652 amino acids. The transcript is spliced from 7 exons.